AUGUCUUUGAACGGAUCACUCAACUCGCUUGCGGAAGCCAUCACAUUCACAGCUCGUGAAAACAAAGUCGAGGACCUGCAAAAUCUCCUGGGGAAAUGGGAGUCUCCGGACCGAGAGCCGCCACAGCGAGCACUCAACGCAGCCCUUCGACAAGGCCACGUGGGGCCGGCAAACCUGCUCCUAGAUCGCGGGUGCUAUUGCGGCUUCCACGAGACACAGGCAGCCUUGGAGGGAGGCCACAAGAUCGCAAUAUUCGAAUGCAUGCUCCAGCAUGGGUGGGCAGUCAACUUCAGCCUCGACCACCGCGGCGACGCAUUAGUGUGCUCGCUGCUUUUCGCGGACACGCCCGACCUUCCCCGAUGGCUCCUUGAGCACGGGGCGGACCCCAAUGCCAAACCCCGGAGUGACCCGGUGUGCUCGACUGCACUCGAGGCCGCGUGUUCCGGGCCAAGUAUUCCGGCUGAUAUCGUCAGCCUCCUGCUAAAACACGGGGCGAUGGGUAGUCUUGCGGUGCUGGUGGCCGCGUGGAAUGGUAAUGUGGAGGCACUGCGUGUGCUCCUGGACGAGGGGGGAGAAGUGUUCGGCAUUGAUGUGAUACCUGAGGCGGAGAAUCCGGACUGGGCGCUGAAGGAGGAUUGGGGGACGGCCCUACACGGUGCUGCUGCCAAGGGCGAGAUAGCAUGCGUCGAGUUUCUUCUGGGUAGAGGCGCCAGAACCGAUACCCGGAAUGGCGCUGGCUUGACUCCGGAGCAGACUGCAGAGCAUUUUGAGAACAGGGGUUGUGCGGAUGCUCUCAGGAAGUCUCCAUCAGCGUAA
Diaporthe citri is the source of this 816-nucleotide messenger RNA. RefSeq lists its product as uncharacterized. The record is from RefSeq and is a predicted model, not a curated record. NCBI's taxonomy places the organism in Eukaryota, Fungi, Ascomycota, Sordariomycetes, Diaporthales, Diaporthaceae. The coding region runs from base 1 to 816 and encodes 271 amino acids. The transcript has a single exon. Gene Ontology annotation, cellular component: cytoplasm; nucleus. Gene Ontology annotation, molecular function: protein binding.